Molecule: messenger RNA, 410 nt
Organism: Microcebus murinus (gray mouse lemur)
Lineage: Eukaryota; Metazoa; Chordata; Mammalia; Primates; Cheirogaleidae
Gene: PROK1
Product: prokineticin 1
Biological process (GO): endothelial cell proliferation
Source: RefSeq, a predicted model, not a curated record
AUGAGAGGUGCCGUGCAAGUCUCAAUCAUUCUCCUCCUAGUAACUGUGUCCGACUGUGCUGUGAUCACGGGGGCCUGUGAGCGGGAUGUCCAGUGUGGCGCAGGCACUUGCUGUGCCAUCAGCCUGUGGCUGCGAGGGCUGCGAAUGUGCACCCCACUGGGGCGGGAAGGAGAGGAGUGCCACCCCAGCAGCCAUAAGAUCCCCUUCCUCAGGAAACGGCAGCACCACACCUGUCCCUGCCUGCCCAACCUGCUGUGCUCCAGGUUCCUGGACGGCAGGUACCGCUGCUCUAUGAACUUGAAGAACAUCAACUUUUAGGAGCUUUCCUGGUCUCAGGAUACCCACUGGGCCUCUUCCUGAGCACAGCCUGUCGGGGGCUCUUCUGGACUUUUAUUUCUACCAUGCGACUC